Diabrotica balteata is the source of this 1464-nucleotide messenger RNA. NCBI's taxonomy places the organism in Eukaryota, Metazoa, Arthropoda, Insecta, Coleoptera, Chrysomelidae. The record is from the annotation of a GenBank genome assembly.
AUGGAAGACGACGAUCAUGAUGAACUACUACAAUGCACAGAUGAUGAAUCUCUGUCAGAGACAGAAGAUCAAUGUCUUCCUAUGGACAAACCUGAAGAAAAUUAUACUCAAAAUUUGUCAUAUUUCAGCCACACAAAAAUUGAAUUUUUAACAACAAAAUUAACUUUAAUUUUUUCAACAACUGUAAUGUUAGUUCUUCUACCACUAUACAUUGAUUCUAUAAAUGUUAAAGGCAAUGUUUAUUCAUUAAUUUUAACCAAUACUGUUAUUUCCACUGUAAUAUUUGUUAUAACCAUGGUAAUUGCUAAAUUUUUUUGUGAAAAAUACAGGAAUGUUAAAGUUUUAAACUUUCCAAUUAAAUUUUGGAAAUUACUGCAGUUGUCUGGUGUUUACUUUUUGUGUGGAUUUAUGAUAAUUUAUGCAUUAGAUAGAAAAAGAGUUGUUUGUCAUUUACAAGAUCCCAUAAAAGGCAUAGUACUGGUUUUCUCUCUCUUGUACUACUUUUUCUUCUGCAGAAAAUUAAUGGGUCUACAGAGAAUAUUUUCAGCUACAACAAUAGUAGUGGGUAUAUUUAUAACGGUAGAUUAUGGAUUGUGUGAUGAAUUUCGUUGCAGAGGAUAUGAACGAGAAAAGAUUUCUGAAGAUACUGGGGCCUGGAGUGGUCAGACCCAUGCAAUUUGGACAACUAUUUAUAUUGCUGGUUUGGCUGUAUUUGCAGCUUAUUUUACAUUAUUGGAUCGUUAUAUUUUAGCUAAUAAUGAUCAGGAUAUUCAAAACAUUACGAUUCCAUCAACAUUUCUGAGUACCGUUUCAAGAUCUGUAUCUUUUCCACAUAAUAGCAGUAUGCCACCACCACAGUUUAUUGGUAAUAGUCCAAAUUGUACCACACAUCUAACUAAAAAGCAGUCUGUGGUUCAUCUGGCUAUGUGGAUACAUCUUUUUGGAAUUGUUUUCAUAUUAGCCAUGUUCUGGACAGAUUUUUUUCCAGAGGUUGGAAAAGGAGAAAAUGCCAGUGACUUUUGGAACCAUACCAUCAGUGGUAUUGCUUGCCAUUUCCAGAAACCAUUACCUCCCAACAUGGGACAAUUCCCGUGUGGUAACGUAUUUAUAUUCUCAUGGUUGUUCAUGUGUUCCUAUGUAUUGUUCGUAGUGAUGUCUAUUAAAUUUUUGAUAUUAACUCAGUCUGCAGUUUAUACUAUUGCUUCUAUGUCGACGUCACUACCUCUAGUUGGAAUUUGGUGGUCGCUUUUCCAUGUCUCGCCACAUACCAUUGGUCUUUUAGUUUGGUCUCCUUCGAUUACUGGUGAACUAAUUUGUGGACUUUUGGGAUUGCCUAUUAUCCUCGUUGGGCUCUUCUUACUAUACAAAGCUCAUUUGAAGGAUUACCAAUUUUCAAGACAUAACAGCCGAUAUGUAGAUUCUACAACCCUUGUACGACUAGCUAGCGAAAAUUCCAAGCAAUAA